Molecule: messenger RNA, 1324 nt
Organism: Didymella exigua CBS 183.55
Lineage: Eukaryota; Fungi; Ascomycota; Dothideomycetes; Pleosporales; Didymellaceae
Product: DUF602-domain-containing protein
Exons: 2
Coding region: 73-1107 (344 amino acids)
Biological process (GO): site-specific DNA replication termination at RTS1 barrier; mitotic DNA replication termination
Cellular component (GO): nucleus
Source: RefSeq, a predicted model, not a curated record
UCCGCGCUCACUUCGCGCCUCCACACUUACUCACCCUCACACAGACCCACACCUCUCAUCUCAUACUCCACCAUGGGCAACGACGGCGGCUCCAUCCCCAAGCGCUGCGAACUUGUUAAAGAAGCCGCCAAGGCGCUCACCACAACACAGGCCAAAGAGCAACUCACCGAGCAACAAGAAUACCACUGGUCGACGUGCCCGCUCUCUCGAAAACCGCUCGCCACACCUGUGGUAAGUGACGCCGCGGGCACGCUAUACAACAAAGACUCCGUCAUCGAGUUCCUGCUCAAGGAGGACGGGCGCGAGAAGGAAGAGGAGGGCAAGGUUGCGGAUGUGAAGUCUGAUGGCCAGUUUGUAGAGUUGGGGUGUGUUGGGGACAGAGUAAAAGGGAUGAAGGAUGUUGUGGAGGUGAAGUUCGAGAUUGGCGAGGAGGAAAAGAAGGAAGGGAGUGGCAGGAAGGAGAGCUGGAUGUGUCCUAUUACCGGGCGCGAGCUAGGGCCCGGUGCGAAGGCGGUGUAUAUUGUGCCGUGUGGGCAUGCGUUUGCGGGGAGUGUAGUCAAGGAGGUCGCUGGGUGUGUGUGUUUGCAGUGCAAUGAGCCGUAUGUCGAGAACGACGUCAUUCCCAUCCUGCCCACCGUACCGACCGAUCUCGCGCGCCUGAAUCUCCGGAUCAAGACAUUGAGGGAGAAGGGUUUCACGCACGCCUUGAAGAAACCGCCGGGCAGCAAAAAGCGCAAGAAGAAUGCCGACAAAGAGAUGAGCGGCGCCUUUGUAUCCACAGAUACAAACGGUACACCGUCAAAAUCCAAAUCCUCGUCCGACGAAGACAGGUCGAAAUCUAAAACAAACGGCUCUAAGGCGAACGACACGAACAGCGUGAGCAAGGUAAGCGGCGAGAAGAAAGACACAGCAGACAACGGCAUCAAGAACUCGGCAACCGCAUCACUGACACGGAAAGUCAUGGAAGAGCAGGAAGAGCGUAACAAGAGGAGGAAGCUAGGGCAGAACGAGAAUGUCAAGAGUCUGUUCAAUACAAGCAACAAUGCGCCGAGUAAGGGGAAUAGUGCGGAUUACAUGACAAGGGGGUUCAGUAUUGGGAAGAAAUGAGCAAAUAACUUCCGUGGGAACGGCUGGCUUCGAUACCUCGGAAACGAUGACAUAGAAUGGCGUUGGGUGUUUGCACACUACGGCGUUGAGGACGACGUGACGAGCGUGGCGAGGCGGCCAUGCGAGCACUGUUACGCGCGGAGAGAAAAAUAAAUAGAAGAUACCCUACAAAUUUACUUCAUGAAGAGCAGCUGAUCUGCGACGUCUGCCUCGCCCU